UCCUCUCGGCGUCUCUGUGGUGCUGUGCAAAGCACAAAGCCAAACUAAAGGCAGACACAUGAUUCUUGAGCACAAUCGCAUUGCAUUUUGUUUGCAUCCCGGUGCUCGCUAUUCAUCCCCCAGAAAGCUUCGCCCCGCAUUCGCCUACCAUGAGCACCGGGGUCGGGCUGGGGCUCCAUCUGCCGAAGUCGCCAGCACCGCGCCCGACAUCGUCCUACUCGGGCUUCCAGCUCCCGUCCUCGAGCUCGUCCGUGGACUCGGACGACAAUGACGACGACGACUCCGCCCUCCCGUUCCCGACCGCGCUAGCCCGCAAGGACUUCCUAGCCCCUGACUUUGACCCCGCCGCCUAUCUGUCCUCGCUUUUCCCCUCGGACGCCGACACGACCUCGGCCCACCGCCACCAGACCCUCGAGGAUCUGCGCUCGGAUCUCCGAGACCGCAGCGCCGCAAUCUCGGCCGAGCUCCUGGAGCUGGUCAACUCCAACUACACGUCCUUCCUCGGCCUUGGCGACGAGCUCAAGGGCGGCGAGGACAAGGUCGAGGACGUCCGCGUCGCGCUGCUCGGGUUCCGCCGAGCCGUCGAAGACAUCAAGGAGCAGGUCCGUCGCCGCCGCGUUGACGUCUCGGACGCCUGCGCCGAGCUUGGGGAGGUCAGGGCCAGCAUUGAGAGAGGGCGGCGCAUGCUCGAGCUUGACGAGAGGGUCGCUGCGCUCGAGGCCCGCCUGGCGGUCGACAGCUUGCCCAAGAACGCUGCGGACAACAUAUUCAAUGUCGAUGACAGCGACGAGGACGAUGAGGCCGAAGGAGGCUUCGGCGAUUCUGCCAACGCGGAGCGGACGUUUGUCGGCAGCAGUCCCGCCAAACUCAUUUCACUAGCGACGGAAUAUCGUGUGAUUGAACAGCUCGUCGGUUCGAUUGGGAUCGAAAUGCCAUUCGUCAUUAAGAUGGGCGACAGGAUUACCAAGUGCCGGAAUACCUUGUUGCUCGAUCUGAAUACAGCAACAAAGGAAGUGAAGAAUGCGGGAGCUCGCGGUCAGUCAAGGAUGCUAAAGUAUCUUGCUAUAUAUCGACUUCUCGAGGCCGAAGAGGACGCCAUUGCCGUAUUCAAGAAGAAGUGAAAGUGGAAAGGCUCUAGAGGGCAGAUCACGGAAGAAUUUCCAUUCACGAAAGAAGAUGUCUUGGUAUACCCCCAACAAAAGUUCACAUGAAGCCAUCAAAAUAGUAGCGCCAAUCCCGGCAUUGCCCCUCUACUCCAUGAGAGCGUAUUGUACAUAAUCUAAGGACAUCCGACGCUACAUCGGUGUUGAUAGUGCCGUGGUCGUCACGGUAGGGUCUGAGGGGUUGAACCCGCCGCUCAAACUGAAUCCGGGGCUGUGUGACGCGCUGAGAACGAUCUCAUCGAUGCCCUUGUCCGUCUGGUCCUCGAGAGCACUCAUAUCCUUCUUCAGCUGAGCGAUAAAGACCUUGACGUUGUCGGCCAGCAUCUCGGGCGUGAACGAGAGCUUGCCAAUGGGCAUUCUCACAACACCUUCCUUCUCCCUGUAGUCUGAUGCCCCAAUCAUCUCGCGCAUCAUGCUCUUGACGUCCUUGGCGACCGUAC
Messenger RNA from Gaeumannomyces tritici R3-111a-1, 1603 nucleotides. RefSeq lists its product as hypothetical. The transcript has a single exon. Gene Ontology annotation, cellular component: COG complex; membrane. NCBI's taxonomy places the organism in Eukaryota, Fungi, Ascomycota, Sordariomycetes, Magnaporthales, Magnaporthaceae. The coding region runs from base 150 to 1121 and encodes 323 amino acids. Gene Ontology annotation, biological process: Golgi organization; protein transport; intra-Golgi vesicle-mediated transport. The record is from RefSeq and is a predicted model, not a curated record.